Messenger RNA from Thlaspi arvense, 501 nucleotides. The record is from the annotation of a GenBank genome assembly. Lineage: Eukaryota; Viridiplantae; Streptophyta; Magnoliopsida; Brassicales; Brassicaceae.
AUGACUUGUGACGGUCUGGUUUGCUUCCUUGAGCAAGAUUGGAUCAUCGUUUUAAACCCAUCGACCGGACAACUCCGGAGAUUAUCUUCCGGGCUAAACCCUAACCAUGAGUGCACAUUUGGGUUUGGACUAUGGUCGAGUUUCUUUCCAGAUAAAUGGGUCAUGGGAUUCGGUAGAGACAAAGUCACAAGGAGGGUUCUUGAUGUUCAAACUGGUGAAUGGAGGAAACUAAGGGGACGACCUCCUUAUGUUGUCAACGCGGGGAGUAAAUCGGUAUAUAUGAACGGAUCUAUCUACUGGUUGCACAUUGAUAGGGCACAUGUUGACAAGCGUUUCAAGAUACUAGCAUUGGAUCUUCACACACAAGAGUUCCACAAUUUCUCGAUUCCGGCAAUAUGGGUCACGUGGGAUAAGCAGAUAGUGAACCUCGAGGACUACCGUAUAGCCAUAGCCAGAACGAAAAUUGGGCCUAGGCGGUCUACUUGGAGACUAGAGAUAUGA